Molecule: messenger RNA, 1065 nt
Organism: Hydatigera taeniaeformis
Lineage: Eukaryota; Metazoa; Platyhelminthes; Cestoda; Cyclophyllidea; Taeniidae
Source: the annotation of a GenBank genome assembly
AUGGAUUCAAGCCAAGAAGGACCAAUUGGAAACAUGGAGUCUGAUGUGGCCUUUUCCUUGAAGUCUGUGCCUUCGUCCAAAGUGUCUUAUCGUGUUGCUCACAUUGAUAUAGUUCCCAGUACCUUUUUCAUCACACCCAAAGUUGACCAAUACCUGAGGUUAUGUGCCAAAAACCUGUCGGAGUUUAUUUCCAAAGAAUUUCCCGACAUUUCGGUGUCCGUCACUUACCUACAAGGCACUCACGACCGCCGCUCCUCUGAUAUUGUAAAAUUUCAAGUAUUUUCCAAUCCCAUAUGGUGGAAGUGUCUUCCUCCGUUCAACGUCCAAGACAGGUAUUCCGCUUUCAUUAAGGGAGGCGAAGAGAUGUCCCCUUUCGGUUGUACUUGGCGUUCAAUUCUGAAGAUAAGACGUCUUUUUGAGAGCCUACGAAGUCGUCUCGCUGUUAUUCCAUGUCUUCACCUGGGUUUGUGUCCAGCAGACGAUCAGCGUUUCAACGAGCAUCAAAGUGAAGCUUGCCACCAGUCAAACAAUUGGCCACUUAACUUACGUCUCGGUGUGUCAACUCUUAAUUCUAAGGCUAAGUCCCUCUUAGCAACUCCACCCUCCCUCUUCUGGGCCUUUGCUGUGGCACUGGAGUUCUACUGUCUCCAGUCGAAGGGUCAAAAGGACCAAGGGAGUAAUACGAAUCUGACCGAGGAGACCGUUGGAGUUUUGGAAAACUGGAUGAAUUUUAUGACAUACGGCACCCUUUUCAAGGAGGAUUCGGAGAGAUACUCCUACAUCAACAAGAAUUUACUACGUACCACAACGUCAAGCGCUCAAUGUACGUCUUUAUGGCCGUCUCCACUCGCCAUAGUUGUCGAAUGCUUUGGCAUGGAGGAUCCAGUUCAAAGUACGGACGAAGUGGACGAGCAGCUUUCCACUCUGGAGACGGCUUGGUGUAACGCAGUGCAAAACAGCAUUAUGAAAGGUCACGCCAUCGUUCUUCGUGAAGUUGACAUAGAUCAAAUGAAGGAGGCAGUGGCACAUAAAGUUAUUGAGACGUGCAAAAUGCGUCUUACUUAA